Molecule: messenger RNA, 4411 nt
Organism: Pangasianodon hypophthalmus (striped catfish)
Lineage: Eukaryota; Metazoa; Chordata; Actinopteri; Siluriformes; Pangasiidae
Product: homeobox protein Hox-A3
Exons: 2
Coding region: 208-834 (208 amino acids)
Source: RefSeq, a predicted model, not a curated record
UCCAGACCUGACUGUUACUGACUUUUCAGAUGGUCUCUACAUCUAGGAGGUGCUUAUAGCAUGACCAUUCAAGAGCUGGGCUUUGUUUUGAGUCCUCGAGUGCACAACUGAAGCAGAUGCUCUGCUACGUUCGACUGCUCCAGCCUCUACAGAGACACCAGCCUACACCGAUGUGUCUUCUGUAGUCUAUCUGUAGUGGAAACAGCCAUGCCGACUGAAUCAGUCACUGAAAUCACUGCUCUGCAGUUUCCCACACAGCCUGUGGAGAGUUCUGAUGGGCUGAUACUUCAGCACGUAGAACAUGUACCAUCGGCUGAGGGUUCACCAUCUGACAGCUGUAAGACCUCAACUGUUUCCCAGACUUGCUGGGAAGUAAACGUGACCCUGAUGCUUGUGGUUCUCGCCGGGAUCCUCAUCUUGGCUCUGUUUUACUGCGUCCUUCUCCUGCGGCACAAACUGCGUUUGGCUCAGGCAGGAAAUGCUUUAGAGUACUUUGGCUUCUACCACAUGGCAAACUACAGCCUGAAACACCUACCGGAACCCCCAGAUUUACCUUUAGUGGAUACCGAUCCCCCUGUGGAGGUGCCUCCUUAUUCUCCACCUCCACCUGUGGUUCCAAGUCAGCCGGUCAUCCCUCCACUCCUCCCUCCACCACCUCCACUUUCAUCUCGACCACCCUCCGUUGUUCCUCUGCCUCACCCCAUCAUCUACACUACCCCACCCAGCCCUCAGUCUGACGCCGAGGUGUAUUCCCGCAUAGGCACUCUGCGGCACUCCAGGCACUCAAGCGCGAGUCAGACGCAGGUGGUUCUCUUUGAACAUUCGUCCCUGUGACCCUUUGGAGAAGAACACUGUCAUCUGUCUCGUCCAUCACAGCAUUUGCUAAGAGACCGACUUUCACAGUCUAGUGAUUCAGGCAACUUUUAUGUCAUGUUUUUUUGUUUUUUUUUUUGGAAACUUGCAUCCUCGGAUGUAGCCUGUGGUACUAAUACAUCUCAUCCAUCUUCACAUGGACAUAACAGUGUGUUGAGGCUGUUUUGACUGUUUAUAGUACCAUUUUCACUCUAAAUUUAUUUGCUUCUUUAGAUUUGCACUAAAGCCAUGAAGGUUGUAACAGACAAGGGACGCUUAUAGCCUCCAGUUUAGCACUGCACAAAUUAUAUACCUUAAUAUCAUCACACACUCGCCUCAAACAGUGCUGAGACAUAAUGUGUACAUUAGAAGAGAUAAUACAGAUAUGUAAGGAAUAUGAGGUGUGCCAUUACAGGAAAAUAAUCAAGGACAAUAUAGUAUGAGCGUUUUAUUCUUCUUAUACCACAGCAAUUUGCCAACAAUUGUAUUUUUGUAUUAUUUAACUUAUGUUAUAGCAGCUAUAUGCAGUCGCUCUUUCAUCAACCUAUCUUUUUCCCUGUCUUGAAGUUAAUAAGACAAAAAACACAGCUUGUCAUGUUUUAACGAUAAACUGCAAAGCGUAAACUCCUGUCCUGAAGAUCUCCACAUGCCGCAAAACGUACUUACUAUUACAAAGAGCUGACACUAGAGACUCCUUUCAUAAACAUUAAAUAAAAAUCUCCUUACAGAAAACUUCCCCAUCUCAAUGAUUAUACAUUUUUUUGGUUAAAUAACACUUUUUUAAAUUCUGUUUAUUUAUAGCGUUAGAUUAUGUAGAGCAUCUGCCAUACAAUCCCCUGUGCAUGAGCUGUUACUAUAAACCUGUGAUUUUCAGGUGCACUACUGUCAUAACUGCUGUCAUCUUAAGUGGGAAAUUAUGCAUGUUUUUGUAAUUAUUGUUACACUAUUCCUUUACAAUAUUAGAAGUUGUAGUCAGAGAUGUCCUAUUCAUACUGCUGUUUGUUCUGUAUGAUAUUAGGCUGUUUCUAUAUGAUUGCUAGGACCAGUGGCCAUGUUCCUUUUGAUGGUAUUAUUAUUAUAUAUUGACUUUGUUUUUGCUCCAGCAUGUUCCUCUUAUUUCCUUUGUAACUUUGGGUUUCAUUCCUAGGGUGGGAUUUCCUGGAGAGCUUUUCCACUGCAUUCCUUUUCACUUCCUCAGUUCUGUCUUAAAGGAGAAGUUCAGCCAAAAUCCCAGACCAUAUUAAAAUUUAAGGUUUAGAUUUUAGGCCACACCUCCUACAUGAGUCUGUUGUUUUUGUCCAUGUUUAGAGAUAACAGUGUUUCGUACCGCAUCGAAAUCAACAUCAGCAAGUCUAACUAAAAAAAAAAAAAAAAAGUUUAGACACUUAACAUUGAUUACCAUAUACCACAGCAAUUUGCCAGUGAUUACAAUUUCUUACUUAUUAAUAAAUGAACAACUUUUAUCCAUUUAUAGUUACAUUUAGUCUUGUAGAACAUCUAUGGAACUAGUUCCACUUGUUGAAUCCUUAUUUCUAUUGGCUAUUAGAAGAUAAGAAAGGUGAGAAAGGUGGCAGUCCUAGAGAAAUAAACAUCUCAUCAAUAAUGUAACACAGCUUCAGUGGCCCGCACUGGGCUUUUUUUUUCUUUAAAGAUAAGAUUCCGUUGUUUGCAAUAACGUGUCAAGUGAAACAGUUGACAUCCCCUACUGUUUUUGAAUGGAAAUGAAAAAGGAAAAUGUAUCUACAAAAUGAAAUUCCAAGAGCUUGAUAAAUUUACAGCAAAGUAGAUACAACAGGUUGGACAUGUUAAUAAUCUCUCCCUGGAACCUCCCCGAUAGUGUGUUUGUGUGAUAUUAUAUUUAUAUAUGUUAUAUUGUGUUUGGCUGAUAUGGUGUUUGUGUGUGAUGUGGCAUUUGUGUGCGAUAUAUUUUGUUUAUAUAUCUGAUAUUGUGUGUUUGUUUGAUUUUGUGUUUAUGUGUGUGAUAUUGUGUUUCUCUUGUUUCAUAAGAAAUGCUUUUGAAAUGUUUCCUUUCAUGGCCAGUGAACAGAGGCUGUUUAAUCCUCAAGGCUUUCAUACCUUUUCUACAGUAAUAACAGAUCUAUUGUUCUUCUUUCUUUUUCUGUUUUUUAAAAAAUACUCACCAUGUAUGGGCCUUUCAGUUUGGGAUAGAAGACAGCAGGCCUUCAUCUAGCAAAACCUUUCAGUAAAUCAUCAAAUACUGCCGUGGGUUUAGUCGUAUUUUUGAUGUAAACCUGCGGGAAAAUGUACACAGCUGUUUGAUUAGAACAGGUCCUCCCAGAUCUGAGAGCUCAUCACCUACUCCCAAAACACAAUGCUUUAUAAUGGAGCAAUCUGUCUGCCUCAAAUAAAGCAGGUAUCAACCAGAAGAGAAACGUUCCAAUGUUACAAGUUUUCUGCUCAAUAAUACAGAAACUAAUUUUGCCUGGAAAGUCCAUGGCUCUUUCCCAGUACCAAGCAUGUGAACUUUGGAAUUGUGUUCCUUUUUGCCAAGUAAGAACAAUCCCAAAGGACAUAAUAACUAAGAGCACGCCUGUAACCUGGUGAUAUAUUUCAAACAAAAAGACAUUUUGAUGCAAAAAGAUGUUUUUGAGAAAUAAAGAUGUGGGUUUCAGUUCAUAUGCCAUAAUGUGAGCAAACAUCCAGACAGAACUCCCAACCAACAUAUCUUUGUUCUGAGACUUUCCCUGUCUGUAAUCUAAAACAUCAUGUUUGCUUGUGUAGUUUGGUUUCUGGGUUAGGUGUUUGCGCAUUUGAUUGCAGCUGUGUAAGCACCAGCACAACACUUUUAAGGAAAAACUCAAUAUGCCGCUUCCUUCUCUGUGACUUUAUUGUUUGUUUGCUUUGCAAAAUAAAUCAAAACCACAACUGACUUCUAACCUCUAACCUACCAUUCUCGUAAACAGGUUAACCCAUAACUAGUGUUAUAGUGAACAGGCUAACCCACAAUCUAAUAAUAUAGUAAACAAGCUAACAUUUUACUAAACAAGUUAACCAGAACUAGCAUCAUAGUAUAUGGACUAACCCAUAACUAACAUUACGUAUAAUACACAGGCUAACUCAUGAGGAGACAUAUGAACCACACUUAAGGGUUUUUAAUAGUGUAUAAAAUGCCUUUUUAAAGUCUAACAGCAUGACUUCCAUUGCGAUGUGUAUUGUGAUUUUUUUAAAGGAAUUUUGGACAAUACAUUUACCAUUAUGAGGUGGUAGUAAAACUAAUAGCAUUAAAAGAAAAACAAUUCUGUGCCCCCUAACAUUGCAGUGUGUUCUAUAAAGAUGAAGUUUUUUGAGUAUAUUAACAACUGUGAGUUUGGCAAAGAUUUGUUGUUGCUUGAAACAUACCACCAGCCUUGGGAUUUUGAGAAAAGCAGAGUGCUUGCUAAAAAGAUGAAAGCUGGAGGAAUAUUUUAGAUUAACUGCUUGGAACAAAUGAGCAAAUUCUUGCAGAAUUAGAUUUGAACAUUCUAUUUAAAUAAAAGACAAGGAAUAAAAAUCUUGUCACUGAAAAUAAAUGUGUUUCACUUUGAUCAUGGUGCCAAAU